CUAUCACCUGAGGGUUGUUUAUCCUGCUUCCCUUAUUCCCCUUUUCGAACUACUGCACUACCAUGGCCGCACCAACCCGCCCCUCGGUAAUUCCCUUGAUCAUCAACGGCAAGGAAGAAUACACGGCGUCGACCUUUGAUGUGAUAAGCCCUUAUACCAACCAAGUUUGUUGGACAACAGCCUCAGCAUCGGCCCAGGACGCAAUUCGCGCCGUCGAGGCGGCGGAGGCAGCUUUUCCCUCCUGGUCGCAAACCAAACCUACUGUGCGACGAGACAUCCUCCUGAAAGCAGCUGAUAUUUUGGACAGUCGUCUCGAGCAAAAUGCAGAAUAUAUGCGGACGGAAAUGGGCGCCGAUGUCGGUUCGUCUCUGCAUUUCAUCGCUCCGCUCGGGAUUCGCAUGUUGAGGGAUAUCGCGGGGCGCAUCACUUCCAUUUGCGGUAGUGUUCCCGUCGUCGACGAGGAGGGCCAAAGUGCCAUGAUUUACAAGGAGCCCAUGGGGGUGAUUCUCGGGAUCGUACCUUGGAACGCUCCGUACGUAUUUGGAGUCCGCUCUGCAGCUUGCGCGCUUGCAGCUGGCAAUACGACGAUCCUUAAAUCCUCAGAGCUCUCACCUUGCUCAUACUGGGCGCUCGUGCGCGCCUUCGAAGAUGCAGGCCUACCGCCUGGCUGCCUCAACCUGGUAUCUUGUGCCCCCCAAGAUGCCCCCGACGUGGUUAAUGCCAUGAUUGAGCAUCCAGCUGUGCGCAAAAUCAACUUCACGGGCAGCACAGCCGUAGGCAGGAAGAUUGCUGGAGCUUGUGGCCAAAAUCUGAAGCCAUGCCUGAUGGAACUAGGAGGCAAGAACAGCAGUAUUGUGUGCGCAGACGCUAAAAUCGAGACUGCCGUGAAGGGAGUCCUGGCGGGCGCAUAUUUGAAUUCAGGCCAAAUUUGCAUGGCUACGGAUCGCAUUCUUAUUCACUCGGCUAUUGCACCCAUCUUCAUCGAUGCACUCAAGAAGGCGCUCAGCUCCAAUGUCGACCCUUCGUCACAGCCCCCAACCAUAGUCAACAUGCGCUCAAAAGCACGAGUCAACAACCUUAUCAAAGAUGCACUGGCAGGUGGCGCCCACUUGAUCCACGGUUCGUUAGAUGAGGACUCUGCUCAGGCAAACAAUGGCGUUCGGUUGGCGCCUGUGCUUCUAGGUGGAGUCACUGAAAACAUGAGCGUUUGGCAAGAAGAGGCCUUCGCUUCAUUAGCAGCAUGUAUGGUUGUGGACAGCGAUGAAGAGGCUAUUCGGAUCGCAAACGGUAGCGGCUAUGGCUUGUCUGCAGCCGUGUUUACCGAAGAUCUGCGGAAGGGGUUGGCGAUGGCACGUAAGAUCCAAUCAGGGGCUGUUCACAUUAAUAGUAUGACUGUCCAUGACGAACCUGCCUUGCCGCAUGGGGGCGUCAAGAAUAGUGGGUGGGGUCGUUUCAACUCAUCUCAAGGACUGGAUGAGUUCCUACUCACUAAGAGUGUGACAUGGAUGGAUUGAUGUUGAUACUCGGGCUCCGAUUGAUGCGAUUGCGCGAGCGCUUUUAAUGCUGAUUCCGGAGGAGCAGCCAGUCAUUAGAGAGACCUGUGAUUUGAGGGGAAGUGUGACAGAUGUGGGGGUAUAGGGGGAUUGGUUGGUGAAGGGAAGAGGGAAAAGCGUACUUUAGUCCUUCAUCUGACUGAUGAGCUUUUCGUCCCGGAUGAUUUGCAUGGCUGUGGACCGAGAGUCGCCUGGGCCGGUGGCAUCUUGACGGACAGCCUAGUAUGGAGACAUGAUGAGGAGUCGAGCAUUGAAAAGGACUCGGGUUGGCUGGUUGAUGGUGGUCAUCCAGAGGAGGAACAUACAUCGCUUUCUAGUACAUAGGAUAGAGGAAUUCGAAAGAGGCACCAAAGAAGGG
Messenger RNA from Aspergillus ibericus CBS 121593, 1911 nucleotides. Its product is annotated as aldehyde dehydrogenase. The transcript is spliced from 4 exons. The record is from RefSeq and is a predicted model, not a curated record. The coding region runs from base 63 to 1514 and encodes 483 amino acids. Gene Ontology annotation, molecular function: succinate-semialdehyde dehydrogenase (NAD+) activity. NCBI's taxonomy places the organism in Eukaryota, Fungi, Ascomycota, Eurotiomycetes, Eurotiales, Aspergillaceae.